Molecule: messenger RNA, 714 nt
Organism: Pseudomassariella vexata
Lineage: Eukaryota; Fungi; Ascomycota; Sordariomycetes; Amphisphaeriales; Pseudomassariaceae
Exons: 1
Coding region: 253-651 (132 amino acids)
Source: RefSeq, a predicted model, not a curated record
CUAUUUGAAACCCCAAUAAUAUUCUGAGAGCUGAACAAUAUGUCAGUUGCAUGGGCUUUUACCCCAUCCUUCAAAGCUGUCUCUCUGCUUCAUAAUCCACGGAGGCUGUGCUCAGAGCUCAACCAUAGGAGUUGUUGUUCAUUCUUCUCACCUUUUUUACUAAGUAAAAAAUGCACAGAUGACGACGCACUUUGAAUCCUUCACUCAAAAGAAGGACCGAUAAGCAAUUUGGAGCAUGUUUUGGGGUUAUCCAUGGUCUUACAUCUUCCUCAAAGACAAGGAAUCUUGUUCCUGGCUGCGAUGAAUGUUACAGGUGCGCCAAUUGUAUUUAGAUCCAGUGUCAUCAACAAGUAUGGUGAUCAUGUCACUUCUUGUGAGGCAUGGAACAGUAGCGGUCUAAUCAUGAAGCUGGCCUUUGCCUUAAUGUAUGUGUUCCAUUUGCUUGGAUUAGACUGGGGUAGAUCCUGGUUCUAUUUUACGUGCGCCUUCUCACUCCUACAUAUCGGGGCCUUGUCAUUAGGUGGACUCAAUCAGCUGGAGAACAUUUGGGGCCAUCAGCCUCCAGAUGGCGAAAAUGAUACGAAUGAAAUUAUACUAGUUCCUGCAUCCAUCAACAUGACUGUAACGUCUUUGCAUGUUGUGAGGAUUUGAUCCCGGAGCCUCAGCUGAACGGAUACCCCAAGACCCAAGACGUGAACGUCAAUAUUAGUCGAG